Messenger RNA from Brachypodium distachyon (stiff brome), 1742 nucleotides. RefSeq names its product cytochrome P450 94C1. Lineage: Eukaryota; Viridiplantae; Streptophyta; Magnoliopsida; Poales; Poaceae. The record is from RefSeq and is a predicted model, not a curated record. The transcript has a single exon. The coding region runs from base 48 to 1595 and encodes 515 amino acids. Gene Ontology annotation, molecular function: heme binding; oxidoreductase activity, acting on paired donors, with incorporation or reduction of molecular oxygen; monooxygenase activity.
UCUCCGACCGGCCAGCUAGCCUGCAGCCGGUCAGCAGCUAGCCAGCCAUGGAAGCCAUGGGCAUGGAAGGGGAGCUGCCAAUGCUGCCAUGGCUGGCGCGGUGGGGCGGCCAGGCGUUCAUGGUCUCCUCCCUGCUCAUGGCGUCCCUCGCCGCCGUGCUCCUGCUGGCCCGCCGGUGGCCAUGGUGCGGCUGCCACGUGUGCCGGGCCUACCUGACGGGGUCAUGGGCCAAGGACUUCGUCAACCUCGGCGACUGGUACGCGCACCUGCUCCGCCGCUCGCCGACGGGGACGCUGGCGGUGCACGUGCUGGGCUGCGUCGUCACGGCGAGCCCGGCCAACGUCGAGCACGUGCUCCGGCACCGCUUCGACAACUACCCGAAAGGGAAGCCCUUCGCCGCCGUGCUCGGCGACCUCCUCGGCGGCGGCAUCUUCAACGUCGACGGCGACGCCUGGCGCCGCCAGCGCAAGAUGGCCAGCCUCGAGCUCGGCAGCGUCGCCGUGCGCUCCUACGCGUACAGCAUCGUCAACCAGGAGGUGCACGGGCGGCUCCUGCCGGUGCUCGCCGCCGCCGCCGGCAAUGGCGCGGUGGUGGACCUCCAGGACGUGUUCCGGCGGUUCGCCUUCGACACCAUCUGCAAGAUAUCCUUCGGGCUCGACCCCGGAUGCUUGGAGCUCGACAUGCCCAUGUCGGAGCUCGCCGCGGCGUUCGACACGGCGUCGCGGCUCUCCGCCAUGCGCGGGGCGGCUGCGUCGCCGGCGGUGUGGAAGGCGAAGCGGCUGCUGAACGUGGGCUCCGAGCGUGAGCUCAGGAAGGCCAUCGCGCUCGUCGACGAGCUUGCGGCCGCCAUGAUCCGGCAGCGGAGGAAGCUCGGCUUCGACAACAGCCACGACCUCCUCUCCCGGUUCAUGGCUGCGAGCGCCGGAGAUGACGAGCACGACGACAAGUACCUUCGUGACAUCGUGGUGAGCUUCCUCCUGGCCGGCCGCGACACUGUCUCCUCUGCGCUCACCACGCUCUUCAUGCUCCUCUCUGAGCACCCCGCCGUCGCCUCCGCCAUACGCGCCGAGCUUGACCUUGCCACCUCGCCGGAAUCCAUGGCGACGACGUACGAGCAGCUGAAGUCUCUCCACUACGCGCACGCGGUGGUUUACGAGAACAUGCGACUGUACCCGCCGGUGCAGUUCGACUCCAAGUUCUGCGCGGCCGCCGACGUGCUCCCAGACGGCACCUAUGUGGCCGCCGGCGCAAGGGUGAUGUACCACCCGUACGCCAUGGGCCGGAUGCCGACCAUCUGGGGCGACGACUGCGAGAGCUUCAGGCCGGAUCGGUGGCUGACCGGCGCUGGAGGGGCGUUCCAGCCGGCCAGCCUGUACAGGUACCCGGUGUUCCAGGCAGGCCUCCGCGUGUGCCUCGGCAAGGAGCUUGCCGUCAUGGAGAUGAAGGCUGCGGCCGUCGCCGUGGUCAGGGAGUUCGACGUCGAGAUCAUUAAUGGCAAUGGCGGUGCGUCGCCCAAGUUCGCGCCGGGGCUCACGGCGUCCAUUAGCGGCGGGCUCCCUGUCAGGGUCCGGCGUCUAGCACCAAGAAGCUUCUAGAAGACAUCUGCUUCAGUAGUAUACUCAGUAGGCUAGUAGCUUAGCAGGGAGACUGUACGUUUUCUUCUGCUUGUGCUGUACUGUAAUUAAAAGCAGAAGUUAAAUAUUCAGAAGUGGUUUCUAAUGACAAUCGAAAUUACUGCCAUU